This is a messenger RNA of Scheffersomyces coipomensis, 456 nucleotides long. RefSeq names its product 40S ribosomal protein uS15 (gene RPS13). Gene Ontology annotation, molecular function: small ribosomal subunit rRNA binding; structural constituent of ribosome. The transcript has 2 exons. NCBI's taxonomy places the organism in Eukaryota, Fungi, Ascomycota, Pichiomycetes, Serinales, Debaryomycetaceae. The record is from RefSeq and is a predicted model, not a curated record. Bases 1 to 456 code for a protein of 151 amino acids. Gene Ontology annotation, biological process: translation. Gene Ontology annotation, cellular component: ribosome; nucleolus; cytosolic small ribosomal subunit.
AUGGGUCGUAUGCAUUCAUCUGGUAAAGGUAUCUCCUCCUCCGCUCUUCCAUACUCAAGAAACGCUCCAGCUUGGUUUAAAUUAUCAUCUGACGAAGUUGUUGAACAAGUCAUCAAAUACGCCAGAAAAGGUUUAACUCCAUCCCAAAUUGGUGUUAUUUUAAGAGAUGCUCAUGGUGUUUCCCAAGCUAAAGUUGUCUCCGGUAACAAGAUUUUAAGAAUCUUAAAGUCUAACGGUUUAGCUCCAGAAAUUCCAGAAGAUUUAUACUAUUUAAUUAAAAAAGCUGUCUCUGUUAGAAAACAUUUAGAAAGAAACAGAAAAGAUAAAGAUUCUAAAUUCAGAUUAAUUUUAAUCGAAUCAAGAAUCCACAGAUUAGCUAGAUACUACAGAACCGUCUCCGUUUUACCACCAAAUUGGAAAUACGAAUCUGCUACUGCUUCUGCUUUAGUUAACUAG